ACUGAAUCAUAGUUUCUCUCAUGUUUACUCUGUUCUUUCGUAUGAUUAUUUGGUAUCAGAGAACUAUAAUGAGUGCUUCUUUUCUCAAAACAUUUUGUAUCCUUCUCCUGCUUUGGUUGCUUACCCCAGGAAUUACUGUGGCAUUCAACAACUCAAGUGAAAGUGGUGAAGCAAAGUGCAUAGAAACAGAGAGGCAAGCACUCCUGAGUUUCAAACAAGGCCUCGUAGAUGACUUUGGCAUGCUCUCCACUUGGACCGAUAAUACAGAUUGCUGCAAAUGGAAACGCAUUCUCUGUAACCAUCAAACUGCUCAUGUAUAUCUGCUUGACCUUCAUGGAAACUACUAUAAUAAUACACCGUAUUUGAGAGGUUCAGUCAAUGUCACUUCAUUCAUUCACUUGCCAUAUAUUCAACAUCUGGAUCUCAGCCAUAAUUAUUUUGUACUGAAUUACAUCCCAGACUUCAUAGGCUCCUUCACCAACUUAAGAUUUCUCGAUCUCUCCCAUUCUUAUUUUGAGGGCAGGAUUCCUUCAACACUUGGAAAUCUCUCACAACUACGCUAUCUGGAUCUUCAGGAUAAUUAUCUUUGGGGAGAUAUUCCUAUUCAGAUAGGGAAUCUCAAUCACUUACAUUAUCUCAAUCUUGGAUUAUUUUAUCUUUCCGGAAAAAUCCCAUGUCAAAUUCGGAAUCUCAAAAAGCUACAAUAUCUCUGCCUUGGAAGUAACACUCCUCCGCACAGAAGGCCAAUGCCAAACUAUGCUUCAAUUUCACUUUCUGGUGCAUUCCCUUUUCGCGUAGGGAAUCUUCCGUUCUUGCAUACUCUUCGACUAGUUGGCAAUUUCGAUAUAAAAGCUAAGGAUGCCCACUGGCUCUCUACUCUCCAUUCCUUAACAACUCUUGAGCUGAGUUCAUUGCAUAGUCUUAGUUCCUCUCACCACUGGCUACCAAGUAUUAGUAAGUUCAUUCCAAACUUAACAGAGUUGAGACUAAUAAAUUGUGAUCUUUUAGAUAAUGAUAUUCAAUCUUUGUUCCUUUCUCAUUCUCCUAACUUUUCCAGUUCUCUUAACAUCCUAGAUCUAUCUUCUAACAUCUUGACAUCAUCCACACUUCGACUCUUGUGUAACUUUAGCCUUCAUCUUCAGGAGCUUUAUCUUCCUCACAAUAAUAUAGCUCUAUCACCUUCUCUGUGUCAAAAUUUCCCAACUCUUAAGAUCCUCGACCUCUCUUAUAAUAAUCUAAUGUCUUCAAUGUUUUUAGGGAAUUUUAACAUCAGCUCCAAAUUGCAAGAGCUUCAUGUUGUAAACUGCAGUAUUAUAGAUAGCAGUUUCCUUGUUUCUUCGGCUUCUACCAUGAAUUCUUUGUCUUCUCUUCUCUACCUUGAUCUAUCAGAUAACUUAUUAAAAACAUGCUUUGUAUUUCACUGGCUUUCUAACUUCACUACCAAUCUCCGCACCCUUUACCUUGAUUAUAAUUUCUUGGAAGGUCCCAUUCCAGAUGAAUUUGGAAGAGCGAUGAACUUUCUUGAAUAUCUUUCGCUCUCCAAUAACAAACUCCAAGGCAAAGCUCAGUCUUUCUUUGGGAUCAUGUGCAGAUUACAGAGCUUAGACCUCUCAGUAAACAAGUUGAAUUGCAAAUUUCCAAGCUUUAUUCAAAAUUCAUCACGGUGCAACAUACACAUCAUUCGCGAGUUGAACUUAUCUUAUAACCAAAUUAGUGGCAAGAUACCUAAUAGCAUCAAAAUGUUAUCUGAGUUGGAGAUUUUAUCGUUGGAGGGGAAUUCUUUGGAGGGUGAUGUCACUGAAUCUCAUCUUUCUAAUUUUUCCAAAUUGAAUUACUUAGACUUGUCACACAAUUCAUUGUCUCUAAAAUUUGUCUCUGGUUGGAUUCCUCCUUUUCAAUUAAGUUACUUGCGUCUUGCAUCUUGCAAACUAGGUCCGAGGUUUCCUGCUUGGCUCAAGUCCCAAAAUUCCUUAUUCCUAUUAGAUCUAUCUGAUAAUGGGUUGAAUGAUUUCGUACCAGACUCGUUUUGGACCAAGUUGCGAACUCUGUACACUUUGAAUAUGUCUCACAAUAAUCUCAUUGGUUCAAUUCCUAAUAUGACAUUGAAGCUUCCUUUCAGACCACAUAUAAAUUUAAAUUCAAAUAGAUUUGAGGGAAAAGUUCCAUUAUUUUUGCUACAAGCUUCAGACUUGUUACUCUCUGCAAAUAAAUUUUCAGAUUUAUUUUCAGUCUUAUGUGGAAACGUCACAGCUACAAACUUGGCCACUUUAGAUUUAUCAGAUAAUCAAAUAAAGGGACAACUCCCAGAUUGUUGGAAAUAUGUACACCGAUUAUUGUUUCUUGAUUUAAGCAACAAUCAAUUGUCUGGGAAGAUUCCUAUCUCCAUGGGAACCCUUAUGAAAUUGGAAGCUUUGGUUUGACGAAACAAUAGUUUAAUGGGUGAAUUGCCUUCCUCUUUGAAAAAUUGUAACAAUUUAAUUAUGCUGGAUGUGAGUGAGAAUAUGUUGUCUGGUCCAAUACCAUCAUGGGUCGGAGAAAGCAUGCAACAAUUAAUAAUCUUGAUCAUGCGAGGGAAUCAGUUGUCUGGAAGUCUUCCCCUCCAUCUAUGUUAUUUGAAGCGUAUUCAAUUGUUGGAUCUUUCUAGGAAUAAGUUUUCAGAAGGGAUUCCAUCUUGCUUAAACAAGUUUAAAGUAUUGUCUGAAGAAAGCAUCAACAGAACUGAAACUGAGGGUCGUAUUCAUUGGUACAAUACUACUUAUUAUGAAAAUUAUAGUGUUUACAUUGGUGGUUCUUAUGCGCUUCACGUAAGAUGGAUGUGGAAAGGCGUGGAACGCAGCUUCACAUGUCCCGAAUUGAUUCUUCAGAGCAUUGAUCUCUCAUGUAACAAUUUAACAGGUGAAAUACCAAAAGAGAUUACGUACAUGCUCGGGUUAGUUUCUUUGAAUUUAUCAAGAAACAAUUUGAGUGGAAAAAUCCCUUCGGAGAUUGGGAAUUUAACGUCACUAGAUUCCCUUGACCUAUCAAGAAAUCAUUUUUCUGGGAAAAUUCCUCCUACUCUUUCCAAUAUUGAUCGUCUUGCCAUGUUAGACUUAUCAAACAACCAUCUCAGUGGAAGAAUUCCAUGGGGAAGACAGUUGCAAACCUUUGAUGCCUCUAGUUUUGAAGGAAAUGUUGAUCUUUGUGGGAAACCGCUUGAAGAAAGUUGUCCAGGAGAUGAGGCAGUGAGAAAGUCUAAAGGAGAAGAAGUCGAUGAUGAAGAUGAUAAGUCAGUUUUGUAUGGAACACUAUACAUGAGCUUGGGGCUAGGAUUCUUCACAGGCUUUUGGGGCUUAUUAGGGUCAUUACUACUUUGGCAACCAUGGAGAAUUGCAUAUUUGAGGUUCUUGAAUAGACUAAUAGACUAUAUACUUUUAAUGAUUGCAUUGAACAUAGUAAAGUGCCAAAGGUGGCUCAAAGACGAGUAACAGCGUAUUACAUUUCUCCUAUCGGAGGGCUUUUAAUGUGCUGAGGAGCUUCAUAACUUAAGAGUAACUGGAAUUUGAUUAUCUUUCAUCUCUCUCAUGGCCACAUGCGCUUAGCGCCUUCAGCAUAAGUUUUGGAGUGCUCUCUGCUCUCAAUUCGCUCGACACCAGCUUGCUAGGCUUAGCAUAUCAUUCCAGCGUUGUUCUUUCAAUGACCAGUCAAUACAAUUCUUUUCUAUCUUUCUUCUUCACCUUUCUCUAUCUUCUUCUCUCAUUAUACUUAUGAUUGUAUGUUUUUAUGCAACUUCCAUUUGUUUCUGUAGCUACGCAUUCUCGUUCCAUCAUUAGUAAUAGAGCAGCUUGUGUCUUUAUCUACUUA
This is a messenger RNA of Vigna unguiculata (cowpea), 3840 nucleotides long. Its product is annotated as receptor-like protein EIX2. Gene Ontology annotation, molecular function: protein binding. The record is from RefSeq and is a predicted model, not a curated record. Lineage: Eukaryota; Viridiplantae; Streptophyta; Magnoliopsida; Fabales; Fabaceae.